CUUUUGUGGAUGGCUGAAGUUUGGUGUCUGAAUUGGUUGAGCUGAUGAGCUAAACAGUAAUGUAAAGCUCUUAUAUUCCUGACACUGAUUCAAUAAAGUUCUACUCUUUUCUACGUGGAUUUGUGUAUUGAAAUAAUUCUAAAGCUCUUUAAUCAAAUAUGUGGAGAGUCAUUAUACUGGUCAAAGUCUACAGCUUAUUGGUUUCUCAUGUUGAUUGUGAAAUAACUGCACUUGGAGACCCAAUAGGACCUAAGGGACCAACUAUCAUAGAGAAGCCUAACAAUGUUGAUGAUGACUUGAAGGUGGCUACCGAUGCAAUCAAUAAACAAAAGUUGGAUCCUGACCUCGUUAACCUGAUUGCCACAAGAACGGCUGAUCAAAGAGCUGCAAUAGAUGCAGCCUACUUGAAGGCAACAGGCAAUAGUAUACCCUCAGCUGUCAAUUCAUUUUUAACUCAUAGAGACGAUAUUCCUGGUCAAUACUUGUUCCGUGGGUUUUUCUAUAAAUUGCCAGAUUACUUAGCGUAUGAAAUACGUCAGUCAUUGGAGAGGGGAGAUAGUACCAAGGAUUGGACAUACAUGUCCAUCUUAUGCACAAGUUCGGCUACAAAACUGAAGGCAAUCAGUGAUGCCUACAAGGGAGUAAACGGUGCUUCAUUGAUUGGUGAUAUAGGAAGUAGGGUAGAAGAACCAGGAAGAUCUACAUUCCUGAAGAUGGUGGAUCCUAAGACAAUGAGGCCUGAUAAUGAAACCAACUUAGCCAAGGUUGACGAACAGUUUGCUUUAUUACCCAUUAAAGAAAAAUCUUGUGAUGAAGUGGCAUUAGAGGAUUUCCUGACAAGUGCCAGCUUUGCACAGAUCAAAUUGGUUGUGGAGAAAUAUAACGGAAAAUCUGAUUGUAGUGGUAAAAAACUCGCAGAUGAAUUUAAACAUUCAUGUAAGAAAGGUCUCAAGCAAGAGAUUUAUAAGCGUAUAGUGAGAUAUGCCGCUGCACCUUAUGAGUAUUUGGCUGAGGAGUUCCAUUGGGGAAUGUUGCAGGAACAUCACAAUACUUAUGCUCAUAGAUACCAAUUAAUAGCUCGAAGUGAAAUCGAUUUGAAAGAUAUUAUUGCAGCUUAUGAAGGGCUCUUUAGAAAAACACCGCAGGCAGAAAUAGCAGACAAAUGGGAUAAAGUCAAUUAUUAUCAUAAUUUAUUUUUGGCGGUUCUUAAUGGAAAUCCUUGAAAGAAGUAGUAUCCUUUCUGUCUAUUAUAAUAUUAUACUUACAUUUUUUCCAACUAAUUAUGAAUUCAACAAGAAAUAAUGUUUUGAUUGAAUACUAUGGGACUUAUUGUGUUCCAACUUUUAAGAAUAAAGCUACAGUCGGACUUGAAAUGAAUCAUUA
Messenger RNA from Nilaparvata lugens (brown planthopper), 1383 nucleotides. RefSeq names its product annexin A3. Lineage: Eukaryota; Metazoa; Arthropoda; Insecta; Hemiptera; Delphacidae. The transcript has 8 exons. The coding region runs from base 159 to 1223 and encodes 354 amino acids. Gene Ontology annotation, cellular component: cytoplasm. The record is from RefSeq and is a predicted model, not a curated record. Gene Ontology annotation, molecular function: calcium ion binding; calcium-dependent phospholipid binding.